Molecule: messenger RNA, 774 nt
Organism: Helianthus annuus (common sunflower)
Lineage: Eukaryota; Viridiplantae; Streptophyta; Magnoliopsida; Asterales; Asteraceae
Product: ubiquitin-conjugating enzyme E2 variant 1A
Exons: 5
Coding region: 130-609 (159 amino acids)
Biological process (GO): DNA damage tolerance; protein K63-linked ubiquitination
Cellular component (GO): nucleus
Source: RefSeq, a predicted model, not a curated record
GAAACUGUAGCGAAGAAGACAUUUGUCAGAGACCUUCUGUGACCGUUCCUUAAAAAUAAUAAAUAAUAAACUUGCAGGUUUAGUUCGGACACUGAAACCCUAGGCGCGUGCACUCAAUCGCAGCAAGAAAUGGGAUCCGAUGGAUCAACGGUUAUCGUUCCCAGAAGCUUUAGAUUACUAGAAGAGCUGGAAAGAGGAGAAAAAGGAAUCGGUGAUGGAACUGUGAGCUAUGGAAUGGAUGACGCCGAUGAUGUAUACAUGCAAUCAUGGACAGGAACCAUCAUCGGUCCUCCUAAUACCGUUCAUGAAGGGCGCAUCUAUCAGCUGAAACUAUUCUGCGGCCAUGAGUAUCCAGAAAAACCACCGACUGUGAAAUUUCAGUCACGCAUAAACAUGAGCUGUGUCAACCAGGAGACGGGUGUGGUUGAACCGUCCCUUUUCCCCAUGCUUGCUGAUUGGCAACGAGAGUACACGAUGGAAACCAUAUUGACCCAACUCAAAAAGGAAAUGACUUCCCCGCAAAACCGAAAACUCACUCAGCCUCCUGAAGGAAAUGAUGAGGGGAGGGUGGACCCGAAGGGACUAGUGUUGAGGUGUUGUAUUAUGUAAUGUAAGUAAAGCAUCUUAGGUGCGAUUAUUACGUAUAUAGUUACCUAAAUUAACCGAACCCUGGCUGCUAAACAGACUGAACAUUAAAUGUAAUCUUGAACAUGAUCAAUGUCUAAAGAAUGCAUUGCCUACUAAUUAAUUUAUAUUUUGAUGUGGUGUGUUUAA